UGAGAAAGCUGAAGAAUUGAGAAUUUGGGUUUUUUUUUUUAUUUAUUUUUUAUUUUUUUGGCUGUUUUGUUUGUGAACAUAAUCGAAAAUUUAGCUUGGGUUGAGCUUUUUUUUUUUUUUUUUUUUUGUUGGUUCAAACAGAACAGAAGUAGUAUACAAAAGAAGUACAGACAUACAUAAUACAAACAUACAUAUAUACAUUUACAUACAUACACAUAUACAUACAUACACAUGUGUGUGUAUAUAUAUGUUUUCAAACUGGUGAAGAAUUUGAGUCUUGUUUAAUUUUGGUUAUUCCUGUGUUUUCUGAUUACUAGAGGUCGUUUUCUGUUAAUACUUUUGAGUUUUUGUUACAUGGGUCUGCGUAUUGGUUUCUUGGUCAAUGAAGUUUGGAAGAAAGUAAACAAAGCAUGGUAGCAUCGUCUGGGAAACUUUCUUCAUUCAAAGUUUUAUUUAAAAAAGCAUGAACUUUACAUCCACCCAGUUUGUUACCUCAAGAAGGAUGGCUGCGUAUGAGCCUCUCCACCAGAUUAGCAUGUGGGAAGAAACCUUUAAAAAUAGUGGCAAUUUUAAUGCAUCAGCAUCAAUAAUUGUGGAGGCGGACACAAAACUAAGUGCUCAGUCAGAGGACACUUCACAGGGAAUACUGGGAACUUCUAACAAAUAUGAUCAGGAAGCAACAAAACCUGUGGAUAAGGUACAAAGACGACUUGCACAAAAUCGGGAGGCUGCUCGUAAGAGCCGUUUGAGGAAGAAGGCCUAUGUUCAGCAGUUAGAAUCAAGUCGUUUGAAACUUAUUCAAUUAGAGCAAGAGCUUGAACGAGCUAGGCACCAAGGCAUGUAUGUAAGUGGUGGAUUAGAUGCUAAUCAUCUGGGGUUCUCUGGAACUAUGAAUUCAGGUAUCGCUGCAUUUGAGAUGGAGUAUGGACAUUGGGUAGAAGAACAAAAUAGGCAAACUUGUGAACUGAGGAAUGCUUUGAAUGCUCAUAUAACUGAUGUAGAGCUUCGCAUGCUUGUGGAUAAUGGCAUGAGCCACUAUUUUGAUCUUUUUCGCAUGAAAGCAACUGCUGCAAAAGCUGAUGUUUUUUAUAUGAUGUCUGGGAUGUGGAAAACAUCAGCUGAGAGGUUCUUUCUGUGGAUUGGUGGGUUUCGUCCUUCAGAGCUUCUUAAGGUUCUUGUUCCCCAACUUGAUCCCUUGACAGAUAAGCAACUUACUGAUGUUUAUAACCUUGUAAAAUCAUGUCAACAAGCUGAAGAUGCUCUUUCACAAGGCAUGGAUAAACUCCAACAAGGACUGGCUAAGGCUGUAGCAGAUGGUGAACUAGGUGAAGGAAGCUAUGCCCCACAGAUGGGCACUACUGCAAUGAAGAAAUUGGAUGAUCUGGUGACCUUUGUUGCCCAGGCUGAUCAUCUUCGGCAGGAAACUUUGCGGAAUGUAUCAGAGCUCUUGACCACACGCCAGACAGCCAGAGGUCUGCUCACUUUGGGUGAGUACUUUCAACGGCUAAGGGCUUUAAGCUCACUAUGGGCUACUCGUCCCCGUGAGCCUGCCUAGUCUUAGCAUGGAAGAGCAAACAAGCUAAAAGUUUAAACUUUGUCAGCAAGAUAUCACCACCAGGGGCUGUGCUUUCCGAUGGGAGGCGCCUUUCCUAAUGCCAUAUUAGUCAUAAUGUAGACAUAAUUGAAGCGGCUUGCAGUUUUCACGCAGUCUCCCUUAUCAAUCCGAGGAAAGUUGUAAAUAUGAAUAGCCAGUUUUUCCAGUCCUAGAGGUGAGUGGUUUGUAUAAGUAAAUUGAAUUGUUAUGCCUUUUUUUUUUUUUUUUUUUUGUACAUUAUAUAAAAAGCAAAUGUGUAGGAUGCACAUUUUCAAGUCUAUAACAGAUGGAAAUUAUGUGGUGUAGAUAUUUAUUUUGUGAUCUCAGUGCAUCACAUACAUUAUUCGUGUAUAUUGUAAAAGUAUUUUCUUCAUGUUAAGAAAUGAAGAGAUUACUUUAUUCUUGGAAAGUUUAUAUAUAAAUUGUAAGGACAAUCCUGGUUGGUUCCAGGGAGACGGUUUUCCUCUC
Molecule: messenger RNA, 2062 nt
Organism: Ziziphus jujuba (common jujube)
Lineage: Eukaryota; Viridiplantae; Streptophyta; Magnoliopsida; Rosales; Rhamnaceae
Product: transcription factor TGA4
Exons: 9
Coding region: 464-1555 (363 amino acids)
Biological process (GO): regulation of DNA-templated transcription; DNA-templated transcription
Molecular function (GO): DNA-binding transcription factor activity; sequence-specific DNA binding
Source: RefSeq, a predicted model, not a curated record